AAUCAAUUACGCCGGACACGUGAUUUUCUGAGGAGGUUGCUACAUGGCUUUGUUCAAGAUUCGGUGCUGUUUGCUUCUUCUAAUUGUUUUGUCGAGUUUGGUGACUACCGGCAACAGCUGGAGGCGACGGAGAAGAAGAGGAUGCAGUGCGGUCAACUGCCUGGUGGGAAAUUGGAAUUCUUGGGGAAGUUGCUCUGCAGCAUGUGGGACGACAGGAAUACAAACACGAUACAGGAGCAAGACCAGAACCGAGAGUUGUGGAGGAUCGUGCACCUUCACUUUUUCGAACACUAGGAGCUGCAAUGGACCGUGUUGCCGAAAAGAUUGCAUCAUGAACAUGUGGGGAUCUUGGUCAAGCUGUAGUGGCUGUGGAUCAUCGUGCACACAGUAUCGAUAUCGCAGUAUAUCAAGGUAUCCUUCUUGUGGAGGAUCCAGCUGCCCUUCUUCUACUAAAACGCAACGUAAUUGCACACCUUGUCCGUGUUGUCCUGUAAACUGCAUUGUAAACAGUUGGGGAACAUGGUUAUCUUGCAAUGCUCCUUGCGGUGGAUCAGGAGUAAAAUGGCGAUACAGAACUAUCAGUCGGUUCUUGGAGCAAUUGGAGCGUUUGUUCAUCUACCUGCGGGAGUGGCUUACAGUUUCUUCUUGGUCGGCUUAUUCAUCUUGUACUAAUACUUGCGGCUUGGGCACACAGACAAGAACGAGAACAAUUACGACGUCACCUUUGUGUGGGAGAACAUGUCCGGCUCUCUCUCAAACAACGUCUUGUACUGUUUACGCAAAUAAGAAUUGCCAGGUGGACGGAUGGAGUAGCUGGAGCAGCUGCUCUAUGAAAUGCUCGACGGGAUUGCAGCAACGGAAUCGCACCAUCACACAACAGCAAGUCUGCAAGGGCAACAGUUGUCCUUCUUUGGUUGACACUAAAUCGUGCGGUUCGCCAAACGGGGGAUGUCAACAUAACUGCAAUGAUGGUGUUUGUUCUUGCAAUACCGGCUACCUUCUCGGCAGCGACGGUACAAGUUGCAAUCCGCGCGUUUGCGGUACUCCGUCAAUCGCACACUGUCCGAGUGGUACGACAUACGGGACAACGUGCAGAUACCCGACUUUCAGUUGCACCGGUACGACAUAUCUACACACUUGCAGCAUAACGUGUCCAUCCGGGUAUGCCGUCAAGAACGCACCAUCGGCAAUGAAAUGUUUAUCAUCGGGCGUAUGGACAACUUACAGCACGACAUACUGCAGAAGAAUUAACGAUCCUCCAACUAAGGUCUCUUUGUCUAAUUCCGUGGUAAACGAGAAUGCUGCUAGUGGAACGGUGGUCGGGACGUUGUCUACGACAGAUCCUAACGUCGGUGACAGUCACACGUACGCUUUACUCGACAGCGCAGGCGCAAAGUUUACUUUGACCGACACGUCAUUGAAAAUUGCUUUCAGUCCAAACUACGAGACGCAACAACGAACAUACGUUGUUGAAGUUCGCAGUACAGACAAGAAAGGCUUGUAUCACAACGAGAAGUUCACUAUUUCAAUCACAGAUGUCAACGAGAAACCAACCAACAUUCAAAUAUCUAACAAUGACGUAAACGAGAACUCUCCGGUCGAGACUGUCGUUGGCAAAUUGAACACAAACGAUCCUGACAACUCUCAAAGCUCGCGUCAGUCGUUCAAAUACGCGUUGCUCGACACGGCAGGCGGACGAUUCAAAGUGGUUGGCGACACGAUCAAGGUAGCGGUGGACAAUACUAAUUGUAUUGCAUUUGGUGGUUUGUCUUGCCUGCUCAACUAUGAAGCUCAAAGACAACAUGAUAUCGUUGUCAGGGCGACAGACAGUGGCGUUCCAUCUCUUUCAGUUGAUAUCAAACUUUCUAUCUUUGUCAAUGAUAUCAACGAUCAACCACGUGAUCUCGAUCUGUCCGAUAACAAAGUAGUAGAGAACUACCCUAUCGAUACUGUCAUUGGUAUUCUGUCGUCGACAGACGAGGACGACGGUCAGCGCUUAUCGUAUUCACUGGCUGAUGACGACAACGGGCGAUUCAAAGUUGUGGCAAAUGAACUCAAGGUAGCAAAAGUGGUCAACUACGAAAUGGCAACGGCUCAUUCCAUUGUUGUGGAAAGUCAGGACAACGGCACGACACCUCUUAAGGUAUAUCUCAAAUAG
This is a messenger RNA of Corticium candelabrum, 2158 nucleotides long. RefSeq names its product coadhesin-like. Gene Ontology annotation, molecular function: calcium ion binding. The coding region runs from base 44 to 2158 and encodes 704 amino acids. The transcript is spliced from 13 exons. The record is from RefSeq and is a predicted model, not a curated record. Gene Ontology annotation, biological process: homophilic cell-cell adhesion. NCBI's taxonomy places the organism in Eukaryota, Metazoa, Porifera, Homoscleromorpha, Homosclerophorida, Plakinidae. Gene Ontology annotation, cellular component: membrane.